This is a messenger RNA of Oncorhynchus mykiss (rainbow trout), 4477 nucleotides long. The record is from RefSeq and is a predicted model, not a curated record. Lineage: Eukaryota; Metazoa; Chordata; Actinopteri; Salmoniformes; Salmonidae.
GGACUGGACGGGACGCUUCUUCAGGAACAACAACACGGCUACUCUUUCAACCACCUCGGUAGUUUGCUAGCCAACAUAAAACUGAACGAUUGACGCUUUAGACCAUGUUUGUGUACAUUAGCUAAUCUCAGUGUUUUAAACACUUUUCUGGUGACGUUUCAACUGGUUAACUUUAACCUAAUUUGCUUAUUCAUUUUGAAAAGGUGUUAAAUAUAACGUUACUGAGGUUAGCACUAGGCUAGUCGCUAAUGCUACCAAACUAGCUAACAUCCCUGACCAUGAGCUCACUAAACUACUCCUCCCCUGGUAAAGAAGAGGAGAAAGAAUCUUUCAGAAUGAAAAAGGAGGAAGAGGAGGUUGGUAUAGUGAAAGAAGAAGAGGAUGUUAUUGGGAAAGAAGAAGAUGUUAUAGUGAAAAAAGAGAAAGCACCUUUUAGAGAGGAAGAGGAUUCUAUCUCAAUAAAGGUGAAGGAGGAAGACGUUUUGGGUGUGAAAGAGGAGGAGACAGAAUAUCAGAUUAACACCAGAGAGAGACAUGGCUAUUAUGGAUCCUCUGGGAAGCCUCAACAACAUCCAGAUGCUGACGAGGCAGAGGAGAGUCUCUCCAGAUCAGAACACCAGAUGGACAACGCUAGCCAUUCCUCCCUCCUGGAGUCCUCGUGUCGUGCCUCUCCCGGUGGCACCUUACUGCUGGGUAUGAAGAGGUUGUCUGUGCUGCUGGUGGACUGCAGGAAAACAACGGGGCUGAGUGGAACUGUGAGAGGAGGAGAAGAGAAGAAAGGAUCAGAUUUGACUCAUCAAAGAGAAAGACCAGACUCAGAGGAACCAGAGCCAGGGACGUCCAAACCAGCAAGAAGACACCAGUGUUCCCAGUGUGGAAAGUGUUUUAAUGAUUUGGGGAAGCUGGAACGACACGAGAGAAUACACAGAGGGGAGAAGCCUUACCACUGCUACCAGUGUGGAAAGGGUUGUAACGAUUUGGGGAAGCUGAAACUACAUGAGAGAAUACACACAGGGGAGAAGCCCUACCACUGUUCCCAGUGUGGAAAGAGUUUUAGCCAGGCAGGUAACAUGAAAAUACACGAGAGAAUACACACAGGGGAGAAACCUUACCGCUGCUCUCAGUGUGGCAAGUGUUUUAUCCUGUUAGGGGCCCUGAAGCAACAUGAGAUAAUACACACUGGGGAGAAGCCUUACCACUGCUCCAAGUGUGGGAAGAGUUUUAAUCGGUUACACGCCCUCAAAUAUCAUGAGCGUAUACACACAGGGCAGAAACCUUACCACUGCUCCCAGUGUGGAAAGACUUUUAACCAUUUAGGGGAAUUCAAAAAUCAUGAGAGAAUACACACAGGAGAGAGACCUUACCAUUGCUCUCAGUGUGGCAAGUGUUUUAACCUAAUAAGGUCCCUGAAACAUCACGAGAGAAUACACACGGGGGAGAAGCCUUACCACUGCUCCCAGUGUGGGAAAAGUUUUAACCAGUUAGGGAGCCUGAAAAGACACGAGAGAAUACACACAGGGGAGAAGCCUUACCACUGCUCCCAGUGUGGAAAGUGCUUCAACCAGUCAGGGGAUCUGAAAAAACAUGAGAGAAAACACACAGGGGUGUUGCCAGUUGUCAGAGUGGAAGAGGAGGAGGUAGAAGCUUUCAGAAUCAAAAAGGAGGAAGGUGCCAUAACAUUGAAAGAAGAGGAAGAACCUUUUGGAGUGAAAGAGGAAGAGGCGGCUAUCUCAAUUAAAGAGGAGGAGGAAGACAUUUUGGGAGUGAAAAGGGAUGAGGCUGAAGAUUCGAUUAAGACCAGAGAAAGACCAGACUCGGUGGAUCCAGAGCCAGGGACGUCCAAACCAGCAAGAAGACACCAGUGCUCCCACUGUGGAAAGGGUUGUAACCGGUUUUGGGACCUGAAACAACAUGAGAAAAUACACACAGGGGAGAAGUCUUACCACUGCUCCCAGUGUGGAAAUAGUUUUAAAGAUUUAGUGAACCUGAAACAACAUGAGAAGCCUUAUCACUGCUCCCAGUGUGGAAAGUGUUUCAGCCAGUCAUUGGACCUGAAACGGCAUGAGAGAAUUCACACAGGGGAGAAGCAUUUCCACUGCUCCCAGUGUGGGAAGUGUUUCAGCCAGUCAUCGGACCUGAAACGGCAUGAGAAAAUCCACACAGGGGAGAAGCCUUACCACUGCUCCCAGUGUGGCAAGUGUUUUAACCGGGUAGGGAACCUGAAACAACAUGAGAAAAUUCACACAGGGGAGAAGCCUUUCCACUGCUCCCAGUGUGCAAAGUGUUUCAGCCAGUCAUUGGACCUGAAACGGCACGAGAGAAUUCACACAGGGGAGAAGCCUUUCCACUGCUCUCUGUGUGGCAAGUGUUUCACCCAGUUAGGGAAUCUGAAACAGCACGAGCUAGUACACACAGGGGAGAAGCCUUUCCACUGCUCCCUGUGUGGCAAGUGUUUCACCCAGUUAGGGAAUCUGAAACAGCAUGAGCUAGUACACACAGGGGAGAAGCCUUUCCACUGCUCCCAGUGUGGCAAGUGUUUCAACCGGUCAGGACAACUGAAAGUUCAUGAGCUUGUACACACAGGGGAGAAGCCGUACCACUGCUCCCAGUGUGGCAAGUGUUUCAAACAUUCGGGGGAUCUGAAAAAACACAAAAGAAUACACACAAGGGAGAAUCCUUACCACUCCUCCCAGUGUGCAAAGCAUUUGCCCAUUUUAACAUCCCUGACCAUGAGCUCACUGAACUACUCCUCCAUUGCUAAUGAAGAGGUCUGCUUUACGGAGAAAGAAUCUUUCAGAAUGAAAAAGGAGGAAGAGGAGGCUGUUAUAGUGAAAGAAGAGAAAGAACCUUUUAGAGAGGAAGAGGAUGCUAUCUUAAUAAACGUGAAGGAGGAAGACGUUUUGAGAGUGAAAAAGGAGGAGACAGAAGAUCCGAUUGACACCAGAGAGAGACAUGACUAUGGUGGAUACUCUACGGAGCCUCAACAACAUCCUGAUGCUGACGAGGCAGAGAAGAGUCUCUCCAGAUCAGAACACCAGAUGGACAACGCUAGCCCUUCCAGCCUCCCGGAGUCCAUGUGUCGUGCCUCUCCCGGUCGCACCUUACUGCUGGGUAUGAAGAGGUUGUCUGUGCUGCUGGUGGACUUCAGGAAAACAACGGGGCUGAGUGGAACUGUGAGAGGAGGAGAAGAGAUGAAAGGAUCAGAUUUGACUCAUCAAAGAGAAAGACCAGACUCAGAGGAACCAGAGCCAGGGACGUCCAAACCAGCAAGACGACACCAGUGCUCCCAGUGUGGAAAUAGUUUCAAUGGGUCAGGGGAUCUGAAAAAACACGAGAGAAUACACACAGGGGAGAAGCCUUACCACUGCUCACAAUGUGGAAAGAUGUUUAACCGGAAAGGACACCUGAAAGCUCAUGAGAAAAUACACACAGGGGAGAAGACUUACCACUGCUCCCAGUGUGGGAAGAGUUUCAACCGGUCAGGGGAUCUGAAAAAACAUGAGAGAAUACACACAGGGGACAAGCCGUACCACUGCUCCCAGUGUGGAAAGUGUUUCUACCAGUCAGGGGAGCUGAAACAGCAUGAGAGAAUUCACACAGGGGAGAAGCCUUACCACUGCUCACAAUGUGGGAAGAGUUUCAACUGGUCAGGGGAUCUGAAAAAACACGAGAGAAUACACACAGGGGAGAAGCCUUACCACUGCUCCCAGUGUGGAACGAGUUUCAACCAGUCAGGGGAUCUGAAAAAACAUGAGAAAAUUCACACCGGGGAGAAGCCUUACCACUGCUCACAAUGUGAAAAGAUGUUUAACCAGAAAGGACACCUGAAAGCUCAUGAGAAAAUUCACACAGGGGAGAAGCCUUACCACUGCUCCCAGUGUGGCAAGUGUUUUAGCCAGUUAGGGAGCCUGAAACAACAUGAGAGAAUUCACACAGGGGAGAAGCCUUACCACUGCUCCCAGUGUGGCAAGUGUUUUAGCCAGUUAGGGACCCUGAACCAGCACAAGAGAAUACACACAGGGGAGAUGCAUUACCACUCCUCCCAGGGUGCAAACUUUUGCCAAAUUAGGAAGCCUAAAAGAACAUGAGACACAGAGGAUAAAAGCUCAGAUUUUGGGAAAACAUAUUACUCAUAAUAAUCACUUAAACGUCAUUAGAGAAUCCACACAAGAGAGAGAAAUUACUUCUCUUAGCGUGCAUAUUGAUAUUUCACAUCUCAUUGACUCACAACUCAUCAGAGAACAUACACAGUGCUCCCAUUGUCUUAUAUUGUUGACUGAUAAUGUGUUGACCUGUUUUUACCAGAUGAAAUUGCUUCUUCCAAUUAUUGAUAAACAUGUACCUGUUAAGAAACUGACUGUUAGAUAUGUUAAGGCUCCAUGGAUUGAUCAGGAAUUUAAAAACUGUAUGUUUGAAAAAGUUGGGGCCAAAGGAGUGGAUAAUAGAUAUAGACAGAUAUAGCUAUCUGACAUAUUUU